This is a messenger RNA of Anoplopoma fimbria (sablefish), 9567 nucleotides long. It is a transcript of the gene rfx5, whose product is annotated as regulatory factor X, 5. Lineage: Eukaryota; Metazoa; Chordata; Actinopteri; Perciformes; Anoplopomatidae. Gene Ontology annotation, biological process: regulation of transcription by RNA polymerase II. The record is from RefSeq and is a predicted model, not a curated record. Gene Ontology annotation, molecular function: DNA-binding transcription factor activity, RNA polymerase II-specific; RNA polymerase II cis-regulatory region sequence-specific DNA binding.
UGCCAGAGUCGUCCAAUCACAAAAGCGUGUGACGGUCCGCGGUCUCCUGCUCAGAUGUUGCGUCCGCUCAGCGCUGGUUAGUCGGUCCAGAUGUCGGAGGACCAGCGGCUCCAGAGGGCCGAAGCCUCCCGGCGGGGGGAGGACGGUCUGGAGGGGGGGGGGGAGGGCAACACGGAGCCCAGCAUGCUGCUGCAGAAGCUCAAGAGCAACAUCUCCAAAAGUGUUCAGACCAAAGUGGACCAGAUUCUGCAAGAUGUUCAGCGUUUCUCUGACAACGACAAGCUGUUCCUGUACCUCCAGCUGCCCUCUGGACCCAGCUCUGGAGACAAGAGUGGUGGAGACUCCAGCUCCUUCAACACAGCCGACCAGCUCCACACCUGUAACUGGAUCCGGAGUCACCUGGAGGAGCACUCGGACACCUGUCUGCCCAAACAGGACGUCUACGAGACGUACAAGAGAUACUGUGAGAACCUGCAGCAUCGUCCUCUGAGCGCCGCCAACUUCGGGAAGAUCAUCAGAGACAUUUUCCCAAACAUCAAGGCCAGACGGCUUGGAGGCAGAGGACAGUCCAAGUACUGUUACAGCGGCAUCAGGAGGAAGACGGUUCUCAACAUGCCUCUGCUGCCCAACCUGGACCUGAAGAACGACCCGGCGGAGCUGACCGAGCUGGUCCAGACGUACAAACAGGAAGUGACGGAGGCGGCGUGCGAGCUGAUCUGCGACUGGGCUCAGAAGAUCCUGAAGCGCUCGUUCGACACGGUGGUGGAGAUCGCCCGCUACCUGAUCCAGGAACACAUCGUCAACCCGCGCUGCAGCCAGGCCGAGCUGGUCACCUCCGCUUCGUCUGCAGGAGGUCCAGCCAAACCUCACAAGGUCAUCAAGAAAACCCCCGUCAUCUCUAAAGCCGAGAGCGACGGAGCUUCUGACCACAAGAAGGAACUCGGAGACUCUUCGUCCUCGUCUUCACUGAAGUCGCCGUCUGGAGACAAAUCAGCUGCAGCGGCAAAGCCUUCCUCCCUGGAGGCUCCGCCCCCCUCCUCCUCCUCCUCGGCCGUGGAGGCCUUCAUGAAGCAGUUACCCAGAAUCCUCCCUCGGAGCUCCAUCCCCGAUAAGACCCAGCUCUCCGUCCGCUCCUCUCCGCCCUCGCUGGCCCCCAAAGACUCCUCCGGGGUCGGGGGGGCGGCCGGACCCGGAGGCCCGGCCAACACCGCCACCACAGCCAGCGGGGGCGGGGUUAAGGUCAUCGCCAUGACGACGUUGCCCCAGCCGCAGGGAGGGUCCUUCCCGGUGAUGAUCCUGCCUCAGGGCUGUCUGUCCUACGAGCGGGAGCAGGUCGCCCCGCCUCCUCCUCCUCUUCCUCCUCCUCCUCUUCCUCCUCCUCCUCCUCCUCAGCAGCACGCCGCUGCAGCUCCCACCUCGGUGCUGCAGAAACCACGAGGGAACGCCAACAAGCGCCCCCUGGAGGCCGUGGCGUCCGGCAGCGGCGCUGUGGGAGCGUCUGCUGCUCCUCCGGUGAAACGGAAACGUGGCCGACCGAGGAAACCCCGUCCUGAGGACGCCCCCUCCUCCCCCCCCGCCGCUCUGUCUCCCAAGCCCCCCCCACCCACCCAUCAUCACCUCCCUGAGCGGGGCGUCAUCCAGAAAGCCUCCUCCUCCUCCUCCUCCUCCUCCUCCUCCUCGCAGCCGCUGCUGGAGCUGGUGAUCCAGGACCAGCAGGGGCUGGUUCUGAGUCAGCUGCCGGCGGUGACGGAUCCAAGUCACCGGCUGAUGGAGCACCGCGGCGUGGUGGUGCAGUGUCAGACGGGCGCCGCCGUGGAACCGGACCGCCACGCCCGGCAGCUGCUGCUCUUCCAGAGUCUGUCGGGACGCACCCCGAUGGUGGAGGUCAUCCAGAAGGCCCCGAGGCCGAGCAACAACAACUCCACUCCCACUGCAGCACACCUCCACCCCCCUCCUCCUCCUCCUCCUCCUCCUCUUCCUCCUCUUCCUCCUCCUCCUCUUUCUCUUCCUCUCCCCACGCUGCACGAGGAGCGGGGGGAGGUGGAGAUAACGUUGACGCCGGUGGAGCUGCACGUCAGCCCGUCCACUUCUUCCUCCUCUGUUGCUGCUCCUGCCUCCUCUUCCUCCAUCUGCUCCAUCACGGUGGUGCAGAGUGAGGAGGAGGAGGCAGAGAGCAGCACCUCCUCAAAGACAGAGGCGCACUAGCUCUCAUCGCUCUUCCUCCUCCUCCUCUUUUUUAUUCUGGAUCAGCCCUCACCUACGAGACAAGCCCCGCCCCCCUUACCUCUCCUCUUCCUUAUUGGUGGAAAUCCCAGAUUGGCGGCAGCAGAGAGCCAAUCAGGAGGAUACAUGAAGCCAAACCCUCCUCGCUGCUCCUUCCAUCAUUGCACUUGUGAACAGAGCGACUCUUUAACUGCAUGUCCGUCCGUGUGGCGACUGAAAGCCAGAAGAACGACUCCUCAGGGGGCCGGGCCUCAAACCUUCCUCUCUUCCCUCCUCGUAUCCUCGCCUCCUUGUAUCCUCGCCUCUGUGCUGAGGUUUUGGUCGUCUGCUUCAGAUCAGUUGAUUUAAAGGAGAAUAAAAAAAAAACAGAUAAAAGAACAGAGUGAUACAAAGGAAGGAGGGAAGGAGACAAGUAAACAGGAUUGAAUCAGCCUGCAGUGGGUGAAUACAGAAGGUACUACGGGUCAGAGCCUUGUGAAGGUUCUUUGUGCUAAAUAUGAAAAAAUGACCUCUUUAACGGAGCUCCGCCUCGAUUCACCUUCACUUCAGGGAGUGAAACGUAGAGAAAAAAAGAUUUACGGACGCUGAGCUGCAGAUUUCUAAAAUAUUUUCAACUGUAGUUUAACAAAAAAAUAUGUUUUCAAGCCUGUAAAACUGGACGGAGUCUUGAAGAUGAAGUCCUGGACUGAAUGUGGAUCGAAGCUCUGCUCUCGUCUUCAGAGAGUUCCUCUGUUCUAAACAGUUUGUUGUGUUCGUGUUGCUUUAGUAGAUAUUUCUGAUCGUGUGUGUGUGUGUGAGACAAACACCAAGGCUCAUUAACUUACCCAUCGCCCAAAAAAGAUGUAAAUUUAGCCACAUUAAUUAAUUUAUUCAUCCCGGGUCGUCGAGGCUCAACAUCAGAGAGUCGAUCAUUUGGAGCUUUUUGAUGAAAAACUGAUCGAAAACACGUUUGAAGUCGGCUGUUUGUAGUUUAAAGGCCCUAUUUUCUCGUAAUCUUCAGUCAUUUUAUAUAUUUAUAUUUUAGUGCAGACGCAAAGUUUAACGUACCAAACGUUUAGGUUCCCACUUUUCAAAACAAUUUAUUCUGAUUAACGUGACGUCGUCGGCCAAAGAUGGAAGUUAAAGGACGAGAAAAAUGCAAAACAAAUUUACAUCUGCAAAUUCAACGUUUGAGUGGUACCAAAUGUUUUCUAUAAAAACCCUCAUCUCUUACUGUGAUACUGUGAUAUGUAACACACUUCCUGAAGGAUUUAUUAAAUGAAUGGACCGACAAAGAAACCAGAAGGACAUGUUUGUUCUAAAAUCCUAAAAUUCCCCCAAAAAUCUCUGAUGAUUUAAAGAUCUUCAUCAUGAAACCGUCCGACCCAAACUGUCCAAAUAUAAGCAGCCGCACAACAACUUUAUGAGAAUGAAAUGAAACUGGACGGAGUGUAAAUGAAAUGAGGAAACAAAGCACACGUCAAAAACAACGACCACAGACAGACCCCACGGUGUUUUUAAGAUUUGUCAUUUGAGAGUAAAAAAACAAACGCACGUGUCCGACUUUUCCCGCUUUAUUCGCCUCCGGGAACUCAAAUGACGCUAAAGGAACGAGGAUUUGUGGCGUCCGAUUGCAGCGUUCGAGGUUCAAACCCCCGAGGACUCCGGCACAAAGAGCAAAGCACAAAGUUACGACCUCGUAACGCUAAAGACACGAUGUAUGAACGAGGGUAAUGUGCAGGAAGUUAGCUUCUGUAGCACUGAGCCGCCAUGAUUAUCCUGCUAGCUUAGCUUAGCUUAGCUGUCGUUGUAUGUUGCCAUGCACCCUUUGCACUAACUCUUCAACCACCUCGUCCAGAGCAGCAACGUGACGUUACCGCGUCGGAAAUCUGACCUUUUUCUUUUUCCCGCCAAGGGGACGUGACGCUUCAUGUUUUAAUUGUUUUAACAGAAAUGGGAAAAGAAAUGUUAAUAAACCCACAAAGAUAGAUAAUGUAAUGUGUUAAUACGGUUCUCUUUACAGAGAAACAUUCAGCUUAAAGGAACCUUUAUGUAGAACUGUGAUCUAUGAUUCAUUAUAAAAACAUUCAAAGUUACAGGAAACAACAAACCAGUAAAAAAGAUUUGAUUUGUGUCCUCAUAAAAUAUAAGUUAAUGUCAUUUGAAAAAAAGCUGCUUGUAUGAUUUGUGUUGAAAUAUUUGCUGUUUAUUAACAAAUCCAAACUUGAGGAUGUUUUGUUCCUCCUCUUCUUCUUCGUUGGUGGAGGAGUUCCUCCCUCCGUCGUCAUGGUAACGUCACCUUGCUGACAUUUGUUCUUCACCUUUUUGCCAAACCGCCUCUCGCCGUGUGAGGGCGUCGUCUUCUUCUUCGUUGGUGCUAUAAACCGCGGGGCCGCCUGCCCUCGCCGUUCUCCAUCCUGUGAUCACAGAUUUGUACAAAAAGAAAAAUGUUUGCGUCGACGCUCACACGUGAAUGUGUGAAUACAGGUGUGUGUGUGUGUGUGUGUGUGUGUGUGUGUGUGUGUGUGUGUGUGUGUGUGUGUGUGUGUGUGUGUGUGUGUGCGUGCGUGCGUGCGUGCGACUAAAGGGACGCCGAAAAGAUUUCUGACUGUUAAAAACGAUACCUGUUGCAUGAUGGGAAAGUGAGUUCAAGCACUUGUUGUUUACCAUGAAGUGAGUGCAGCCUAGCUCACAGCACUACACAUGGUGGAUGAUUAAAGGAGCACUAACGAUACUAACAUGUCAUUUUUUAUCACUAAAGUGAAGUGCCAACAUGUGGAAAAACAUCUGGAGCCUCCGAACUUUUUCAGACGGAGCUGAAACAAAUGAAAAGUUGCACUGUUUAAAGUUAAAAACAAGAGAAAGAACCCGUGUGUUAUGAAUUUAUUGUUAUAUGCAUUGAGAAAACACAUUUUGUCUGUAACUCUCUGCUUGCACUUGUUCUGAGCGGCGUCAGAUUUAUAUUCAACAGGUCAGAAUGUUUGAAUUGUUCAGCCGAGGGUUUAAGGAGAGCAACGCUCUUUUAAAAGUUGCAGUAACUCGAAGAGAUUAAACUAAACGAGACGUUUAAAGCAACAUUUCACUUGAUGGGCGAAAGCAACAGGAAGCACUUCUGUAGAAGGCCUCAGAUGAACGAGUUCACAUGACGGGGACUCUAGUCAUGACUCUGACUUCAGCUGGACUUGAUUUCUCUUGAUGGGGGACUCGGGUCUUUACUUGGGACUAGUUUUUCAUUUGGGACUUGUUGCUCUUGACUCAUCUUUAAUUGGGACUUGUUGAUUUUAACUUGGGUCUUGACUUCUUACUUGUACUUGACUUGAGACUUGUUGGUUUUGACUCGAGUCUCCACUUGGAACUUGUACCCGAUGUGGUACUUGUUGGUCUAGACUUGGGACUUGACUUGGUACCUGGUGGCCUUGAGUUGGGAGUUGGUAAAUGACUUGUUCUUGACUUGGAAAUGUACUUUUUUAUUAAUUCCAACAUUGGAAAGGUGGUCUUAUGGAAUAAACGACGAGAACUUUCUUUGAACUUGACUCAGGACUUGGUCUUACCUUGGAACUAGAUGGACUAGACUCUGGACAUGUUCUUUACUUUGGGCUUGUUUUUGACUUGGUACUUGUUGGUGUUGACUUGGGACUUGGGUAAAGUACUUGCUCUUGAUUUGGGAGUUGACUUUAUUAUUAAUUCCAACAUUGGAAAGGUGUUCUUCGGUACAUUUACAGUAAACGACAAGCACUUCGUUUGAACUUGACGCUGAAUCUUGAGUCAUUGGUUUUGACGUUGGACUUGUUGCUUGUGAUUCAGGUCUUAACUUAGGUCUUGCGGUUUUGACUUGUGACUUGUACUUGACAGGGGACUUGUUGAUCUUGAUUUGGGUUUCUACUUGGGACUAGUUCUUGACCUGGGACUUGCUGGUAUUGAUUCAGUUCUUGACCUGGGACUUGCUGGUAUUGAUUCAGUUCUUGACCUGGGACUUGCUGACCUUGAUGAGCCAACAUCCUUCAGUAUGACGCAUACCGAGACGUUACCGCUGCACGGUCAAAGACAUGAGAGCAACUGUUCAGGUUGUCCAACAAGUUGCCCGGUCCUCAGCAGUCCUAAGUUGCCGUGAGGUUUAACGUUACAGGAAACUAAGAUCAGAUGUUUUUCAGCCCGACAUCAAAGUGAAGUGAAGCUUUCAGCGUCUCAGUUGAUCCAGAAGGUUCCUACUGCAGGACCUGUGGGCCAAACUGUGAAUAUGAAGGUUUAGAAACGACGAGGGGGAGAUCUAAAAUGAGCUUAAUUUACGGUUCAGUGGGAGUCAGUGAUUGGAGGAACCAUUUUGAACCAGUUUGGGCCACUUAACUGGGCCAACUGGACCUGCUCUGAAUCCUGUGGUUGAAAGUUUGGAAAUUAGACUUCAAGUCUUUCUCUUCCAAGAAUGCUUAAAGGAGAGUCUUUAAACGCAUGAAUUCCUGGUUUGGCCCAGUUUUGCUCUUUAACUGGGGGAACUGGGCUACCUGGACCUAAACCUGGACCUAAACCUGGACCGUGUUGAUGUUCAAAGGAACCUGAAAGAUGAGCCGCUCUGUGGGAAGUCAGUAAUCGGCUCUGGAAGUUCAGCCGUGAAAGUUUAGUUCUAAAAUUAGUUUGAGAUUAGAGGAAGUCCAACACGCCCCAGUUUGGUCAAACUGGAAUCUGUGUUAGAAGAAGCCUGGAAAUUCUGCAGCAAUCUGGAAGGAAAAAUCCCAGUUUGGCCCACUUACUGGUCGGACUGGGCUAACUGCAGAAUCUGUAGAAAAGAAGAAGAGGUCCAGUUGUUUAACAAAGUCCAGAUACAAGAGUUCUAGAAAUGGUUUAGAUCCAGUCAGUAAAGGCAGGAAAAGUCCAGUGUGGUCCAGUGUGGUCCAGCCGGGUCCUGCAUGAGGAACCCGGGUUGGAAGGUGGAGGCGGUCGGAGGAAUCUUUCACUGUGGAGCCGCGUUGCUCAAAAAAAACAAAAACCAGAAACGGGUCAGAUAAUCAAAGAUUAAAGGAUCGGGAUUCGGGUAGCGGUGCGUUGACCUAAAGGAUCAGACUCGAUGACACGGCGUUCUCUGAUGUCACUUCCUGGUCUGGGUCUGUCGAUGGCGCUUAAAGCUGCUACAUGCGUCACUUUGAACUCAGUGAUUUAUUUGUUUGAUCUCAGUUCAUGAUGGAGCUACAUUGAGAGCAGCUCUAAAGAUGGAACCGGUUUCAUUCUCCGCCUGUAGACCUCCUGUAGACCAAAGAGAGUACACAGGAAGUUCACCUACAGAGUUGUGAUACGUUUAAUGCUGCGUUCACACCAAACGCAAAGCAACAAUCAAACCAGACUCCAUUCACAAAACAAGCAUUUUAAAAGUCGCUUGCUUUUCGUUUUGAGGAGAAAACUAACAAAACAUGAAUUCAGACAUUUUACAAAUCUGCAGAUAUAUAUUCUGUAGAUAUUCCGGCAUCCCUUUAGUCCCUUUAAUGCAAUUAAAUCACAACUAAAUGUUUGAAUGUAAGUUAUGCAAUGCAAAGAAAUGAGCUUCCUGAUUGGUGUGAACACAGAACACGACGUGUUGAUUUAUUCUAGAAGACGUCUCUUCUGUCCUGAAGCUCUCAGACGUUUUAACCUCCGUCGAGUCACUGAGACAGUCGUCACGGUAAUCAGGGGUUUUUAUUGUUUUUGUUUUCAAAGUAACACAAAGAAAAACUUGAGACACUUAAAUAAAGUUAAUUGAAAUGAGCUGGUGAAGUCUGACGAGCUGUCUGAAGGUCGAACCGAGACGUUCGUUCCACCGAGCUGAUCCUGGUCAAGCACUGCAGUUAUUGUGAUGAUGGUGAUGAUGAUGAUGAUGGUGGUGAUGAUGAUGAUGAUGAUGGUUAACUCCCAGUCUAAACUGAAAGUAGCCCUGUUUCCUGUCAGAGACCAGUUCAGAAAAACCCUGAAUUCAGUCGAUUAAAUUCUCCUAUUCAAACUGAUUGGAAGCCGUCAGAGCUCAUGAACUCUGGGUAAUGAAGUCCUCGGCGCUGACUGGGAUUCUGACAUCAAACAGCAACAUUUAGAGCUUCAUGCUGCCAUUUUCUGUUUCCUCUGCAAAGAGAAGAAUCACAAUCAAGUUGUUUUCACUGAAUCCUGUUGUUGAUUUCUCCUUUUUGUCCUCGUUGAUGUUUGUCUUUCUUACAGUUGUACAGCUUGUUGAUGUGCAGAUUUUAUUAUUAUUAUUAUUAUUACUGUUGCUACGGAGAUCUUUUAAAAGUAUCUUUGCUUUGUGGAAGACGUGUCGGCUUCCUGCAUGUUUUUUUUCCUGUGACUGUUUUGUCUGUUUUUGUAUAUUAUUAACUUUAAACGUUUCUUUUUCUUUCCCUGUAAUCAGCUGGCGUUUUUGUGUUUUUUGCACUUUACUCCUUUGAAUUAAGUAGGGGGGGGGACAUCAGCUCAAAACAUUAAAGGGACAGUGUGUAACAUGUAAGUGGGUUUACUGGAAGAUGUUCAUGUUAUAAUCAGUGUCUAAUCACCUCAAUCUAAGGACCGUAGGGUUUUUGUUUGUUUUGUUUGAUAAGAAAAAUAAAUUUCGUCUUCCACAGAGUCGGCCAUCUUGAAGGUAGCGUUCCAAAACCCGGUAUUAAAUGGGCUGAGUGCUAACGAUGUGGUGAAGUGAAGGACACUCGAGUUGACGGUUUGUUACUGUACGUGCAAUAAAACAUUCAGGAGUAAAACACAAAAACUUUAUUGAUACAUCUGUGAACACGUAAACGAAAGUGAAACCUAAUUUAAUCAGCCACAGCUUCACGUUUACGCAAGAAACAUGAUCGGACGAAAGACCUUUUUAGUAAACUCCUCUGCCGACUGAGACAAAGCAGCAAGUAGGGAGCAGGAAAGAAGACAGGAGGACAGAGGACAGAAGGAGGAGGACAGGAGGACAGAGGGAGGAAUGACUGAUACUGACAGACGUCUGUGUUCUUCAUUCUUUAUUCUCUAUAAACAUAUUUAGAUAUAUUUUAAAUAUAAAUUCAAUCUGAAUGUCAUUGUUUUUAAAAUCGUAUAAAUCUUUUUAAAAACAAUCCUUCAGUCAUGUAGAAGAACCGAUUAUUGGCGAGAGGAGCUCCGAGUUAAACUCUAAACACUAAACUGUCCCUGUAGGCCACCGUAGUUCUCUACGCUCAGAAAGGGGAGGGGCUUAGCUGAGGGGGCUUCAGUUGGUUGCAAUCUGCCCCUUCACCACUAGAUGUCACUAAAUCCUACACACUGUCCCUUUAACUCGCCACACUAAUCAGUGAAACGCACCUUUACCUUUGGGAGGGUUCUGCUCCGCCCCGUUUGUUUUCAUGGAGCCUGUUUUGUUUCCCUGUUUGUUUGUUUGUUUGUUUGUUUGUUUGU